AUGAGAGCCUCUGCUUGCCUCGCCGCCUUCAUCCCGGCGCUGGCCGCUCAGUGUGCUCGCAUAGUCCAGUCCAACGACGAUGGCUGGGCUGAAUCGUAUAUCCGAUCCUUCAACGACGCGUUAAUAGCCUCUGGCCAUGACGUCGUGCUAUCCGCGCCUGCCGAGGACCAGUCAGGAACCGGCUCCAACGACUCACCACCAAUCCCACGCGAUGAUGCCUGCCAGUAUAAUUCCUGCGUCGGCAGCGGCAGCACCACAGGCCACAAUGCCACCCGCCCUGAUCUCAAUUGGGUCAACUCCUUUCCCGUCACCUCUAUGAAAUAUGGCAUCGAGACCUUUGGUCCACAACUCUGGGACGGCUCUGCCCCCGAUUUUGCCGUUUCUGGUAUCAACGUCGGCACAAAUGUCUUUGUUCAGCUACCAUUCUCAGGAACCGUGAACGCUGCGACGUUUGCUGCCCUCGCUGGCAUCCCCUCCAUAGCCUUCUCUGCAGCAUCCGUUGGCAGACUGCCAUUCGAUGUGGAACCGGUGCCUCUUCGUAGCGUCCUAUAUGGCCAACUCGCUGCUCAGUUGACCAACAAGAUCCUCUCCGCGGGAGCUCCGUAUCUUCCCCCAGAUGUCUUCCUCAACGUCAACUUCCCUAAAGUCGAAGGUAACUGCACUAACCUUUCCAACUUCAAGUGGGUUCUUAGCCGUAUCAAUCCUGGUAUCAUCUCCCCCCCAGAUGUCGAAUUCUGUGGUGGUAGGCGCUUGCCUACUGAACUGACCGUGAUUACACACGGGGGAUGUUUCGUUGCUGUCAGUGUCGGCAACGCCCAGGACAAGACUACGGCAUCGAAUGACAAGCAGGCCGUGGUGCUGGAGAAACUGCGCGAUAUGCUAACUUGUCUACCCAACUGA
This is a messenger RNA of Trichoderma virens Gv29-8, 900 nucleotides long. RefSeq lists its product as uncharacterized. The transcript has 2 exons. Lineage: Eukaryota; Fungi; Ascomycota; Sordariomycetes; Hypocreales; Hypocreaceae. The record is from RefSeq and is a predicted model, not a curated record. Bases 1 to 900 code for a protein of 299 amino acids. Gene Ontology annotation, molecular function: nucleotidase activity.